Messenger RNA from Callorhinchus milii (elephant shark), 1751 nucleotides. RefSeq names its product targeting protein for Xklp2-A-like. Gene Ontology annotation, cellular component: spindle; microtubule. Lineage: Eukaryota; Metazoa; Chordata; Chondrichthyes; Chimaeriformes; Callorhinchidae. Gene Ontology annotation, biological process: activation of protein kinase activity; regulation of mitotic spindle organization. The record is from RefSeq and is a predicted model, not a curated record.
AUGCCACACUGUGCCGUCCCAUUCAAGCCAAAACCCCUGGAAGAGAAGAAUGUAGAAAUACAGCCAUUCUCAUUUGAGGCUCAGGACAACGAGAGGCAAACACUGAAGGAAAAGAAACUGCAAGAAAUCCGUAAAGAGAUGGCUGAGAAAACAUACAGACAUGGAGAGCAAAGCAUAUGUCUCUGUUGCACAGCAGGUGGAAGAAUUUCAACGUCGCACACCAUCACAUUAUCAUUUGAGAAGCAAGCAACUUGUGGAAGAAGUUACAGAUUCAAAGCUCAAGAACUAAACCCCAGAAUCCUGGAAGGUGGCCCAGAGAAGCCACCGGUGAACGAACCCACAGAGCUUAUUGGCUUUCGCUUGGAGACCGACAAUCGUAUCAGGAAGCGGGAAGAAAAUCGCAAGCCCGAGGAUCAGGAGCAGUACUUUUUCCAUCCCUGUCCGUGCCCCAUCCGGAUGCUGGAAGAUGUUGUGGGAGUUCCAGAAAAGAGUAAGCUACCAUUGACAGUGCCUCAUUCUCCAGUUUUUGCAGUGAAAAGCCGUACAAGAAUUCCACUUAAAGAGGAGCAGGAAGAAAAGCUAGUAAAGCAGAUUAAGAUAAACACUAUGCCACACUGUGCCGUCCCAUUCAAGCCAAAACCCCUGGAAGAGAAGAAUGUAGAAAUACAGCCAUUCUCAUUUGAGGCUCAGGACAACGAGAGGCAAACACUGAAGGAAAAGAAACUGCAAGAAAUCCGUAAAGAGAUGGCUGAGGUCCCUACAUUUAAAGCGCAGCCACUUCCUGACUUUGACUUGGCUCAGUUACCAGAGAAGGUGGUGAAGUCUCCAACUAAACUCCAGCCUUUCCAUCUACGCAUAGAAGAGAGAGGGGUUGUUCAAGCAGAACGCUGGACGCAGAUGAUGAAAGAAGAGCUCAGGCAACAAAAGGAAGCUGCAUGUUUUAAAGCCAACCCCAGCUCUGCUAUUUGCCGAGAGCCAUUCAUGCCAAAGAAAGCAGAGCGAUCACUGACAGGAAAGCUUUGAGCCGGCAACUGAGAAGAGAGCAAAAGAACGUAUGGAAUUUGAGAAGUACAAAGCUGAUAAAGAGGUGAUGCGAGAGCAGGCAGAACAGGAAAAGCAGAAUCGAAAAGAGGAGCAAGAGAGAAAAGAAAUUGCACAACUUCGUCAUGACAAGUGCAGAGAACCCUUCCAAAGAGAUGAUGUGAUUUUCCUGAAUGGGAGUAAAGAAGAAAUGGAAAUUCUUAAGAGAAGAGUGGAGGAACGGAAAUUGAAAGCCAAGCUGGAGAGGAAAGCAAAGACGUCAAAGACCAUAUCUAAACCUGCUGCUACUGAAGGUUUAAAUACUUUUGUUACUUUGUGCAUAGAAAUUCCAGAGUCAUCAAGCACAAAGUCCGAAGAAACAAUCACCAGUGAGCAGUGAGCACACUAUUUCUGAAACAGACAGAACCAGAUACCAUCACCGCCUACUUUAGUUGUAAAUCCAGGAGAUUAAAUUUCUUUCCUCUAUGUGGACUUUUUCUCUAGGAUCUCUUCCUAAUUCUGCCGAGACUCCAGUGGCACUUGUGUGAUUUUAAUCCUGGUGGUAUUGAAAGUGAAAAUGUUUAAUUGGUGAUGGGAUCAGACUGAAGUGGUGAGACUUACCUCAGGCCCAGAGCUCACACUAAUUAUUGCUCAAACGCGCUUCCAAUUGUCUACUGGUGGCUUUACUCUCAUGAAAACUCUUCAUUUUGCUUAAUAAAUCUCACAAAGGA